CCCGCGCUGGUAUCCUAUGAAUAUACGCCUAGCGUCCUAAAGGCCGCUCUCGGACGAGUUCGACUCCCCGCGGUCGGCGUCGCGGGCCAUAAGUCCCUUCCACUGGCGCGGCGCGUCGGCGCGUCAUUCCAACGUCCCCUGGAAUGCAUACGUACGUCAUACCGGUCGAAUUUUGUCGAUAGGUGCCCAAGCGGCCCGCGAUCGACAUUCACCGAAUAUGCUCUCCCGACCGGCCGCGGAUUGACAUGUGGCGACGGAUAGCUGGUGGACUUCUGAAGGUGCAUCGCUGUUUGCGUUGGUCAGGCGCUUCUCUACCAGCAAUUUGGAGAUCUGUUCGCAGUCGCGCGCCGAUUUAGGGCCUUCGCAGAGCACCAGGCUUUUGGGCACUCGCAGACCGC
Pelagomonas calceolata is the source of this 398-nucleotide messenger RNA. NCBI's taxonomy places the organism in Eukaryota, Pelagophyceae, Pelagomonadales, Pelagomonadaceae. The record is from the annotation of a GenBank genome assembly.